Peromyscus leucopus (white-footed mouse) is the source of this 2393-nucleotide messenger RNA. It is a transcript of the gene C1H19orf48, whose product is annotated as chromosome 1 C19orf48 homolog. The record is from RefSeq and is a predicted model, not a curated record. Lineage: Eukaryota; Metazoa; Chordata; Mammalia; Rodentia; Cricetidae. The transcript is spliced from 7 exons. The coding region runs from base 745 to 1599 and encodes 284 amino acids.
AGGAGGAUGGGGUGUAGGGGCAGAUACAAGAUACGGAGUUACCAAGGCGGAAGUGAGUGCACGUGGAGGACUGCAUUGCUUCGGAGCAGCAGCCUUUUUCUGCCCACUGGUCCGUGCCAUUAUCACACUUGAUUAGACUUUCCUCCUGGGAUCCUGCUGUUCUCUUUGUGUUCAUUGCGAAGCCAUCUCCCGGAUGCCUUUCACCGGUGGUUCAAAUCUGGCUGAGUACGGUCCUUGUCCAUAUCACUUGUAUCUUUGGGUUUGGGUUUUUUGUCGGUUUUAUUUGGUUUUUCUCCAUAGAACAACCCCUUGGUUCCUCCCAUCAGGUUCUUCAGAGGGACUUGUGUCUUCACAGGUUUUAUUUUUCAAGGUUACUAGCAGAGACAGCCAAGACAGGGGAGCAGCAGAGUCGUCUUCAUGCCGCGGGUACAUAGGGAAUCUCUGUGGACCUGUCACUGGGCGAGUCGGGGCAUCUAGUGGAUUUUGUGUUUAUAGCUUGGCCACCAUCCCUGCAGGUGUAUCUCGAAGCCAAGUAGCCGCCCACCAUCAUCUCAUCGUGGUGGCCGAGGCAGGAGGAUCCUGAGUUCACGUCCAGCCUGGGUUACAUACAGAACUACACAGACAGUUCCUUCAGACAGCCAGACUUCCCUCCGGGUGGUUCCUGCGGACAGCCUGCUUCCUCCAGCCCCUGCAGCAGCAUCGCUUCCAGCCCUCUUGCUGUCCUUGCCUUGAGGCUGUAGGGCCAUGGCGGAGAGAGUGCUGGUACCCACCCAGAUAGGCCGGGGGGACCGCUACUACACAUACACGGAGCUGUUGGCUAUCUCACGGCGUUUCAAGCAGAACCCCAACGAGCUCAUGGUCACCUGGAUCCUGCGGGUGUAUGACCAGGGAGGCCCGGCCCUGUCCCUGAAUUCCGGGGAGCUGGGGCUGCUGGGUGACCUCACCCACGAUGCCAUCUUUAACUACCGCUGCAAGGCCCUGCGGGGGGGUGGCUGCCAGACACUGCUGAGCUGGCUGCUGCAGGCCUGGCGCCAGCGCUGGGAAUCCUCCCUGCAUUUUGAGGCCACGCAGCUGCCCUUCAGGCCUUGGACCACCAUGGAGGAAGGUAUCCAACUGGUUCGUGAGCUGGGUAUGAUCGAGUGGAUCUACCUUGACCCAGAGGGGCCUGUGGACCUGGCCCCAGAGGAUGUGGCCUUCACUCAGGGCCUGCAGCGGCGCCUGCUCACAGCAGCACCCUCCGAGCUGCGGCUCUCGCUGGUCAGCCUGCUGGUGCGCGGCAUGACAGUACUAGAGGCUGUGAUGGAGAUCCAGACCAUUGCUGACGUGGGUCUGCUCUGGCGCCAGAGCCAGCCAGGCCGCACCAAGCUCAUGCUGGGGCCCAACCCAACUCGAAAGGACCUCCUGGGCUGGCUGCUCAGCCACGGCGUGCCCCGGGAGCAAGUAGACAGGCAGCCCACCAAGGUGCUCCUGGAACUGUACAUCAAAGAAGCCAAGCGCAGUCGUGGCCAGCCCAGCUAUGGGCUGGCUGAGGAGCAGCCCCCCCCUCCCCCCUACUCCGACCAGGCCUGUGGGGAAGAGCCCCCUGUGCGGCACGACUAGACCUGGACUGGCUUUGAGAGCACACUCGUACCCCGGGGUUGAAGGUGGGGAGGUGAAUUGCACAGAGGCUGCCUGCAACCUAGGCCACUAGGAAAGAGCUUGGCAAGCCCCUUUCCCACAUUUGUGUCCCUCCAGCAUUUAGUGCCAAGUUCAGUGGACCCCCCCAAAGAGAGGUGUGCAUGUCCCCGGCCACGCAGUCCAUGUGGGAAGUGAGCCACAGGUGGCCGGCCAUUUGCUGUGAGUCUAGGGUGCUUGUGGCCCUGGAGUUAAACCCCUUGAGUUGGAGCGUAAGGCCAUGCUGAGGUGGGUGGCCACAUCAGGGUCCCCGCCCCUCUGCCUCCACCUGGGCCCCAAAGCACUACAUACAGGCCAUCUUGAAUUUUUUACUUUUUCAAUGCAACACUUAACAUAGUAUUUUAGGUGUAGGCCACACUUCAUGUACUUUUACUGGGGGUUGACACUUUAGGGCCAGGCUCCCUAUUUUAAAGGCUUAACAUUGUAAACUUUUCUAAUGCAGCAUUUUUACUUUAUAUUUUAUUUUGAGCUUAUGUGACACUUUGGUUUUGGGGAGAGGAGAGCCCCCUUUUGUAAGGACUUUGCUCUGGGAACCCUGUCCCUGUUUUCUUUUGGCCAUGUCCUUCCCUUUUGAAGCACCUUCCAGCUGGGUCUGGUGUCCCUGGCUGCACACAUGUCCCCUGGCCAAUGUAGAUCUGGAUUUAGUGGAGGGGCGAGGCGGGCAGCCCUGCAGCUUCUGCCUCCUCCGUGGGUUCCUAUUAAAUGGCUGGUUCAUCGCC